Molecule: messenger RNA, 916 nt
Organism: Mycena citricolor
Lineage: Eukaryota; Fungi; Basidiomycota; Agaricomycetes; Agaricales; Mycenaceae
Source: the annotation of a GenBank genome assembly
AACAGAGUGUGAGAAAGCGAUUGCAGAGUCAACUAUGACUCAUGAGUCUGAACGAGGCCGUUGUCAAUUAUGGUGAACAUGCGGCCUGCACCUGUGCUUAUCUACCGUGGGCCUCCGAACUACCCAUCAGCCACUCCCUGUCAUAUUCCCCCCCUUCAAGAUGGAGCACGAACGUCGCAGUUUUCUCCUCUCUCCAGAGGACUACAAGCAGCAGGUCUCUGAGAUCGAGGCCCGAAUCAAAGAGCUGGAAGGAGAACUGGAUGCUGAUCUGAAAAAGAAAGCUGGCGAGAGGCUUCACAGAUUGCUGCGUAGGAUCCACACAUGGGAUUCGUGGUACAAGAGCAUGUUCUAUGCGGUCAUGGCGGACCGUACACAAUCUCAGCCUCCACCCAGCGUCAUUCUCAAACAAAUCUGGGACCAGUACCAAUUGGAGUCUCUGACGCUGAGAUACCAACGCGAAAGCAGACAGAGCACCAACAUUUCCAUUUAUGGCGGCUCGGAAAAUACACAGCAGUCACCAAGCCCUGCGUACGCUCCCAGUUUCCAAGGAUAUCCGAGUCCUGGAGGCCUAGGCCAGGCUGUGCCAGCCCAUGCAGCACACCCCCAAGGACUUCCGAUGAGAAUGUUGUCCCAGUCGGCCAGGGCGCCUGCGGCGCAAGGCGAAUAUCAGCCUUCGGCUGGGCGUGGUGGGUUGGCGAGGCUGGCGCCAACCCCGUUGGAGAACAGCCCCUCCAACUCACUUCGCAGUCAGACCAGCUCAAACCUAUUCGAUCUUCAAGAUAUGGAGUGAUUCAUUCUUGUGGUCUCCGUCUCCCAAUCUGUACUUGUCGCGAUCGAUGUUCCUAUAAACCGUGGUCGUCUAUGAAAUUGUCUGUCCGAUAAACCUGAAAGGUUUAUGCGAAUCUAAUGGAACGAA